Molecule: messenger RNA, 1619 nt
Organism: Silurus meridionalis
Lineage: Eukaryota; Metazoa; Chordata; Actinopteri; Siluriformes; Siluridae
Gene: lmo4la
Product: LIM domain only 4a
Exons: 5
Coding region: 342-851 (169 amino acids)
Source: RefSeq, a predicted model, not a curated record
UUUAAACACAAAUUAGUGACAGGAGAAGCGACGCGUGUCUGUGCUGUAGGCGUUCAGCGACGUGAACAAGCUUCUGCUGCUCUCGAAACACCGCGGCGAUUAACGAUCGGACUGUUAGUCAGCAGUUCUGUAUUCAGGCAGACACUGUGAUGACUUUGUAAGCAGCAGGACGGAUCACACCGCUGAAAGAGGGAGAGAAUCCAUUUGAAGUUACUUUUUGCACAACUCGGAUUAUAGAUCGCUGUGAUUUGCUACAACGCACCGAAAAAAAAAGAUCCGAUUUCUUCACUUUGAGUGUGGUGUAUACACCAAGAUUCUCCAUCGAAAAAUUAAGUCCCGUGAUGGUGAAUAGCCGUGUGGAGUCAUCAGCCGUGGCUGUAACGGGUGGAGGAGGUGGAAAUGGAGCAGGUCGAUCGUGUGCUGGUUGCGGUGGCCGCAUCUCUGAUCGCUUCCUGCUCUUCUCCAUGGAGCGCUAUUGGCACACGCGAUGCCUGAAAUGCUCAUGCUGCCAGGCACAGCUGGGUGAGAUCGGCACCACCUGCUAUAGCAAAGGGGGUAUGAUCCUCUGCAGGAACGAUUACAUCAGGUUGUUUGGACACAGUGGGGCUUGCAGUGCAUGCGGUCAGUCAAUUCCAGCUAGUGAGAUGGUGAUGAGGGCACAGGGCAAUGUGUACCACCUGAAGUGUUUCACUUGUGCUACAUGUCGGAAUCGCCUGGUGCCCGGGGACAGAUUCCACUAUAUCAAUGGCACCAUCUUUUGUGAGCAUGACCGGCCUGGAGGAGGCAUGCUCAGCAGUCAUCUGGCCCCACUACAGAGCAACACGCUCCUGCCUGACCAGAAGGUAUGCUAAAGGGACAAGGACUUGACACGGCAAAGCACAGCGUGCCUUCUGUUUUGUCCAUUUUCCCUUCAUCUCUCUCCCUGUUCUUCAUCUAUACCUUGCUUCAGAGGCGCUGAUGCCGCUCCGUUCUGUGGAUGGACCCACUUUAACGGACUUUUAAAAGCUUUGCUUGAAAACAGAAGUACAUCUUUUCUAACAGAAUUCUCUGAGACUAGAAGAGCUUUCUCCCUCAUGUUCAGGGUAAAAUGAGCAAAGAAGAUUGAAGUUACUUUUAAUGAUGGCUGUGAAAUGGCAUAAACUGAACCCUGCUGAUAAGCCCUAAACACAGAGGAUGAGAGGAGGCCCACAUUUCCAAUUCUGUUUUUAAGAUUUAAUAUUGACACUUUUUCGAGGACACUGUGGAUGUUACAUGAAACACUCCUGACAGUGGUGUGGUGGAUAACGGAUAAUGGCAAUUGUUUUUCCUUCCAACAGAAAGAGUGCUGACAUUUUGUGGUUUAUACUCUGUAAAAACAAGAUUUGCAUAACUUAUGAUUGUGUGAGUUUGUACUGAUGGUGUUUGCCUGUUUCACAUCAUUAGCAGGAAUUCAUGUUUCUGUGGGCUGAUGUCUUGGUUAGGCAACAACAAUUCAAUAGAAUUCAAAUGUAUAUAUUCUUGUCUUUUACUGUUGUACUGUGUGCUCAGCAGCUGAAUUUUGUGUUUUUGAGCAAAAGUGUAUUUUAAAUGCUAUAUCUGUAUAGAUAUAAAGUACUUAUUAAAUAACUAUAAUCAGUGUG